CCAGAAUUCAAUCCAGCAGCGCAGCCAGAACCAUCAGCCGGAUUUGGGAGAACAGCCCUCAUCGCCUCGCCACACCACCUCCCUCUGAGCGGGUUGAUGACCGACCCUCCAACACAUCCCACCCUCUCGACAUCCCCCCGACUGCCCCUCCUCCUCCCUCGCGUCAUCACCCAGGAUCUCUACCCGCAGGCCACGGCGAGCCUCUCCCCCCACCAUGCCGCCGUACUCUAGCGCCCAGAAGCAACAAAUAAUGCAAUUUGUGAACCUGACUCAAGCCAAGGAUGCCGUCGCUGCAAAGUUCUUGAAAGCGGCCAGAUGGAAUGUGGAGGAGGCGAUUGAUGCAUACUUCCAAAGCCCCUCAGGGGCUGGAGGCAGCACAUCCGCCCUGAACAAGAUCUUCGACAGCUAUCGAGAUUCCCCCACCGACAACCCAGACGGCAUCGGCAUCGAAGGCGCCAUGAAAUACCUCGCAGACAUCCAAGUCGAGCUCGACGAAGUGACCUGUCUGGGAAUCGCCGAACUGCUCAAAUCCCCAUCCAUGGGCGAAUUCACCCGCGAGGGGUUCCUGAACGGGUGGAGAGCUACGGGAUCCGACACCCUCCCCAAAAUGACCACCCAAGCCUCGCACCUCCGCACCUCCAUCCCCAACCAACCGGACCUCUUCCGGCGUAUCUACCGAUACACGUUCCCACUGUGCCGGAUGCAAGGGCAACGCAACCUGCAAUUCGAGAUCGCGGCCGAGCAAUGGCGGCUGUUCUUCACGCCCGACAGCGGCGGCGUGCAGUGGAGUACCCCGACGACGCCGUGGCUGGACUGGUGGAUUGAGUUUCUGGAGGAGCGCGGCAAGAGACCCGUCAAUAAGGAUCUGUGGGAGCAGUUGGAGGUGUUUAUGCGGAAGUCCCGCGAGGAUGAGGCGUUUGGGUGGUGGAGUGCGGAUGUCAAACAUAUCUUCAUCUCAAUGCCAGAGCUAAAUGAUGACGAAUAUGUCCGGUCAAAUUAG
Messenger RNA from Aspergillus heteromorphus CBS 117.55, 1000 nucleotides. RefSeq names its product DCN1 family protein. The record is from RefSeq and is a predicted model, not a curated record. Gene Ontology annotation, biological process: positive regulation of ubiquitin-protein transferase activity; protein neddylation. The transcript is spliced from 6 exons. Lineage: Eukaryota; Fungi; Ascomycota; Eurotiomycetes; Eurotiales; Aspergillaceae. Gene Ontology annotation, cellular component: ubiquitin ligase complex. Bases 215 to 1000 code for a protein of 261 amino acids. Gene Ontology annotation, molecular function: ubiquitin-like protein binding; ubiquitin conjugating enzyme binding; cullin family protein binding.